Molecule: messenger RNA, 1641 nt
Organism: Cebus imitator (Panamanian white-faced capuchin)
Lineage: Eukaryota; Metazoa; Chordata; Mammalia; Primates; Cebidae
Gene: AKR1B10
Product: aldo-keto reductase family 1 member B10
Exons: 10
Coding region: 372-1322 (316 amino acids)
Cellular component (GO): mitochondrion; cytosol
Molecular function (GO): aldose reductase (NADPH) activity
Source: RefSeq, a predicted model, not a curated record
UCCUCCCACUGCAGCCAGCACCAGCCUUCUUAAGCAGGACGGGGCUCACGCCUGCAAUCCCAGGACUUUGGAAGGCCAAGGCGGUCCGUCACCUGAGGUCAGGAAUUUGAGACCAGCCUGGCUAACACGGUGAAACCCUGAAUCUACUAAAAAUACAAUUCGCCAGGAGUGGUGGCGGGUGUCUGUAAUCCCAGCUUCUCGAGAGGCUGAGGGAGAAUUUCUUGAACCUGGGAGACAGAGGUUGCAGUGAGCCCAGAUCGCAUCACUGCGCUACAGCCUGGGCGACAGAGCGAGGCUCCGUCUCAAAAACAACAAAAAAAGCAGGACGUGAGACUUCUACCUGCUGACGCAGAAUCAUUUCUGCACCAACCAUGGCCACCUUUGUGGAGCUCAGUACCAAAGCCAAGAUGCCCAUUGUGGGCCUGGGCACUUGGAAGUCUCCUGUCGGCAAAGUGAAAGAAGCUGUGAAGGCGGCCAUUGACGCAGGAUAUCGCCACAUUGACUGUGCCUAUGUGUAUCAGAAUGAGCAUGAGGUGGGGGAGGCCAUCCAAGAGAAGAUCCAAGAGAAGGCUGUGAAGCGGGAGGACCUCUUCAUUGUCAGCAAGUUGUGGCCCACUUUCUUUGAGAGACCCUUCGUGAGGAAAGCCUGUGAGAAGACCCUCAAAGACCUGAAACUGAGCUAUCUGGAUGUCUAUCUUAUUCACUGGCCACAAGGAUUCAAGUCUGGGGAUGACCUUUUUCCCAAAGAUGAUGAAGGUAAAAUGAUAGGUGGAAAAGCAACGUUCUUGGAUGCCUGGGAGGCCAUGGAGGAGCUGGUGGACGCAGGGCUGGUGAAAGCCCUUGGGAUCUCCAAUUUCAACCACUUCCAGAUCGAGAGGCUCUUAAACAAACCUGGACUGAAAUAUAAACCAGUGACUAACCAGGUUGAGUGCCACCCCUACCUCACACAGGAGAAACUGAUCCAGUACUGCCACUCCAAGGGCAUCACCAUUACAGCCUACAGCCCCCUGGGCUCUCCGGAUAGACCUUGGGCCAAGCCAGAGGACCCUUCUCUGCUGGAGGAUCCCAAGAUUAAGGAGAUUGCUGCAAAGCACAAAAAAACUGCAGCCCAGGUUCUGAUCCGUUUCCAUAUCCAGAGGAAUGUGAUCGUGAUCCCCAAGUCUGUCACACCAGCACGCAUUGUUGAGAACAUUCAGGUCUUUGACUUUAAACUGAGUGAUGAGGAGAUGGCAACCAUACUCAGCUUCAACAGAAACUGGAGGGCCUGUAACAUACAGCACUCCGUUCAUUUGCAGGAACAUCCCUUCCACGCAGAAUAUUGAGGUUGACUCUCCUGGUGACGUUACGUAGGGGAUUCUCUCUCUUCGCUGAAGUGUGACUAUCUCCACUCAAGUUCUAUUUUAGCCAAGCUUAUCUGAGGUCACAGUGAACUUGGUCCUGUUGUAGGACAGAAUCAAGGUGCUGUUUUAGAUUUUUAUUUCUGUAUGUUCAACUAGGAUCAGAAUAUCACAGAAAAGCAUGGCUUGAAUGAACAAAUGACAAUUUUUUCCACUUAUCUGAUCUCAACAAAUGUUUGUCAAGCAACAGAAAUUCUGCCAGCACUGAGGGUAUAAAGACAGAUAAUAAAAAAUAAUUAUCAUA